AUGGGUAAUCAGGUGACUAGGCCGGAUAGAAAAGGAGUAACGAUGCCACAACAUGCCCUAAUGAAAAUUGCGCGCAAACCGCAGCGAGGUCAAGAUACAGCCAAUAAAUUGCCACAAGUAAUGCCACGAAGAUAUUGUUAUCUAAAAUUCUUACGAAUGAGUCGUAUAAAAGAUUAUCUGUUGUUGGAAAAAGAGUUCAUUCAACGUCAAGGGAAACGUGGAUCAAUCAGUGAACAACAGAAGAAGGAACGUAAAACUGUGAAUGCAUUACGUGGCUCACCUAUUGCACUUGCUCGAAUUCAUGAGCUUUUCCUCGAUGAAAAGCAUGCUGUAGUGGUUAUCGAAGGUAAUAAACGGGAAUGGUACAUACCGAUAUUAUCCAUCGUUGACAAAGAUCUAAUUCGGAUUGGUGCAUUGGUUAUGGUAAAAGCACAAGGAUCCUUGAAAAAUGUUCCUAUUGCAGUGGUUGGAGUAUUGCAUGACAGCGUUGAUGCUUCUAAUUCGAUCAUCAAUAAACUUGAAAGAGCACCCAAAGAAUCUUUCAGUGAUAUUGGAGGAUUGGAAGAACAGAUUCAGGAAAUCAAAGAAACUGUCGAGUUACCUCUUGUUCAUCCGGAAUAUUAUGAAGAAAUGGGUAUUACAGCGCCAAAAGGUGUCAUUUUGUUCGGCGAGCCGGGAACAGGAAAAACUUUGCUAGCUAAAGCGGUAGCACACAGUACAUCGGCGACGUUCAUCAGGGUUACUGGUGCUGAUCUGAUCCAGAAAAAUAGCGGCGAUGGCUCCAAAUUAGUACGGUAA
This is a messenger RNA of Loa loa (African eye worm), 798 nucleotides long. RefSeq lists its product as hypothetical. Gene Ontology annotation, biological process: proteasome-mediated ubiquitin-dependent protein catabolic process. Gene Ontology annotation, cellular component: proteasome regulatory particle, base subcomplex. Gene Ontology annotation, molecular function: ATP hydrolysis activity; proteasome-activating activity; ATP binding. The record is from RefSeq and is a predicted model, not a curated record. Lineage: Eukaryota; Metazoa; Nematoda; Chromadorea; Rhabditida; Onchocercidae. The transcript is spliced from 5 exons. The coding region runs from base 1 to 798 and encodes 265 amino acids.